This is a messenger RNA of Ochotona curzoniae (black-lipped pika), 1064 nucleotides long. It is a transcript of the gene MSANTD1, whose product is annotated as Myb/SANT DNA binding domain containing 1. Bases 287 to 1060 code for a protein of 257 amino acids. The transcript has 3 exons. Gene Ontology annotation, biological process: positive regulation of DNA-templated transcription. The record is from RefSeq and is a predicted model, not a curated record. NCBI's taxonomy places the organism in Eukaryota, Metazoa, Chordata, Mammalia, Lagomorpha, Ochotonidae. Gene Ontology annotation, cellular component: nuclear body.
AUAUUGAUGACCCAUCGGGGCGGCCCUGAAUCCCAUGCUUUCGUUAAAAGGUUUCUGUUGUUGUAGCUGAUGCAGUUGCUCUGUUGCUAUGGAAACGUGACAUCAAAAUGACGUUUCCCGUUUAAAAGCUUUUAACUAAAUUCCUGCCUGUCAGAUGUAGGCCCCAUUUUGAGCGUUGGAGCCGCCUUCGAAAGAGCAGCCGCCGCCUUGGUGCCCAUGGUGCGCAAGGCCGGGCCCCGGGGCCCCCACCUGAGCACGCCCCCUUGACCUGGCAGGCACUCCCAGCAUGGCGGCCGCCGAGGUGCCGGGCUACCUGGUGUCCCCUCAGACAGAGAAGCACCGGCGAGCCCGCAACUGGACGGAUGCGGAGAUGCGCGGGCUCAUGUUGGUCUGGGAGGAGUUCUUCGAAGAGCUGAAGCAGACCAAACGCAACGCCAAGGUGUACGAGAAGAUGGCCAGCAAGCUCUUCGAGAUGACCGGCGAGCGGCGGCUAGGCGAGGAGAUCAAGAUCAAAAUCACCAACAUGACCUUCCAGUACAGGAAAUUAAAAUGCAUGACAGAUAGUGAGUCCGUCCCGCCCGACUGGCCCUAUUACCUAGCCAUUGAUAGGAUCCUGGCCAAGGUCCCCGAGUCCUGUGAUGGCAAACUGCCCGACGGCCAGCAGCCGGGGCCCUCCACAUCCCAGACCGAGGCAUCCCUGUCGCCGUCCGCUAAGUCCACUCCCCUGUACUUCCCGUAUAACCAGUGCUCCUACGAAGGCCGCUUCGAGGAUGACCGUUGCGACAGCUCCUCCAGCUUACUGUCCCUCAAGUUCAGGUCAGAGGAGCGGCCAGUGAAGAAGCGCAAAGUGCAGCCAAGCUGCCACUUCCAGAAGAAGAAGCUGCGGCUUCUGGAGGCCAUGCUGGAGGAGCAGCGCCGGCUGAGCCGUGCCAUGGAGGAGACGUGCCGUGAGGUACGCCGCGUGCUGGACCAGCACAACAUCCUGCAGGUGCAGAGCCUGCAGCUGCAGGAGCGCAUGAUGAGCCUGCUCGAAAAGAUCAUCGCCAAGUCCAGCGGCUAGCCCA